Molecule: messenger RNA, 1980 nt
Organism: Bubalus bubalis (water buffalo)
Lineage: Eukaryota; Metazoa; Chordata; Mammalia; Artiodactyla; Bovidae
Product: protein CROWDED NUCLEI 3
Exons: 5
Coding region: 1-1338 (445 amino acids)
Source: RefSeq, a predicted model, not a curated record
AUGGAGCCAAACGCUAAAGGACAGACUGAAAAAAGUUUCAGUUACGUUGUCAGAGCCCCCAGCAGUGAUGGGUUUGAUAUAAUGAACGUUGAUGUGAAGAUCGACACGUCCUGGAUCUUCCAGGAUGUAGAGGAGAGUGGUGAGGAGCAGGGAUGUUUUCUGGGAGGAGCAGCCGGGAGUCCAGACGUGGACACGGGAACACUCAGGAAGCAGCUGGAAUCCUCGGAGCAGAAGCUGUUGGCAGCUGUGGACAAGUACAUGAUGUCGGAGUCUGUGCUGAGGAACAGGAUUCAGGAACUGGAGCUGUCGGAGAGGAACCUCCUCCAGAAGGUGGACCAGCUGAGCACGCGCGUGUUCCAGGAGCGAAGUGCCUCUCUCCGGGCCCAGGAGCAGCUAGACGCACUGCAGGGGGAGCUGGCCAGCCAGGUUCGAGAGAACGAGCGCGCGGCCCAGCGGCAGCGGUGGCGGCUGCGGCGGCUGCGGGAGCGGCUGCGGCGCAAGGAUGCGGCGCUGGGGCGGCAGGCUUCGGCCCUGGAGCGCGGCCGGCGGAUCCAGCGGCGCCAGCUGCGCCUGGUGCGCGAGCAGGAGCGCGUCUUGCGGGCGCAGGUGCAGCGGCUGGAGCUGGACGUGCGGCGCCUCUGUCGCGCCGCCGGCCUCCUGCUGGCCGAGCUGGACGCCCCGAACCCCGGCGGCCCCCGAUCCUCCGGCCUGGGCGACCUCCGGGGCGCCCCCGAAGGGGCUGCGGAGCUGCGCGCGCUGCGGGCCAGGGCCGAGCGCGGCGAGCGCGAGCGGGACCAGGCGUUGCGCCGGCUGCGGGAGCAGCGCGCCACCGAGCGGCGGCUCCGCGAGCAGCUGGAAGAGCUUUGCUGCUGCAUCUAUGGGCUGAAGCUGUCGGAGAUCGGCCUGCAGGCCCAGGUGGAGGAGCUCACCCAGCACAACGAGAGCCUGCGGGGGGAACUGGGAGCCCAGGCGCCCGGGGAGAGAGAGCUCAGCAAGGCCCCCACUGGUCCCCGUAGCCUGGAUGCCCUGGGCCAUGUUCAGGAUGAAUCGCUGUCCCUGCCCCGGGAGGAGGCGCUGGAUGCUUGCAGAAGCCAAGACCCCAACGGGGCACCUGAACAGAGGGGUUCAGCAGGCCAGUCCUCCGAGGGGCCCUACGCAUGGGGCUGUGUCCAGGCUGGACGAGGCCCUCCUGUUUUGGUCCCCAACCCACAGACCACGAACAAGCUCCCCAGAGACCUUGCAGGAUCUGACCGUGGACAGGUGAGGCCAGUGGCUUUCUCCAUGCCUGGGGUGCUAGCUGGGUCUGAUCAGCCCUGCUGUGCAUGCUGCACAGUGUGACCACUAUUCAGGAAGUGGGAGAGGGAGGGGAAGAAGCUCAGGGUUGGAAGAAGAUUCUGGAAAUAAUUGAGAGGGCGAUUUGAGCCCCGGGUGAGGAGUGGGCAGGAAGGGAGCCCCAGCUGUGUGCAUGGGCCCAGCUGCCACGUAGCAAACUUCAUCUUGUUGAAACCUCCCUACCACCUGUGGGGCAAGAGCCAUGACCCCCUCGUUCUGCAGAGGAGGAGGCUGUGAUUUCCCAAGGCCUCCCAGCCCUGGAAGGGACUGAGGUCCUGUCUCCAUAGCCCACGAUCUGCACCAUGCCAUCCCCUAAGGGUUGGGAGCCUGGUUCCAACCAGCCCUGAUGUGGUCCUAGAGAGAGGGGUCUUCCUGCAUUACUUUCAGUUGCUCACCUCCUGCCCUGAGCCCUGCCUGGUGUGCUGUGUCAUGUCCAGAGUGGAAAAGAGCUGAGAGCAGUCCCUGGGGUGGGAAGAGCUUCAUAGAAAAGUUGGACCCCAAUGGAAGGAUGGAGUUAGACAGACUGGAAACCAGGGGUGGGCAGCGGAAGGGCAGGCCAGGUGGGAGGGCCCGCCAGGUAAAGGUGGUGAGGCUGGGAGUGGCCAUGGGCUGGGGCCAGGGUCAUGGUCACAGGUGAGCCAAAGGCUC